GGACUUCUUUUGAGUCAUUUGGGAUCAGAUUUAACAUAUUUUUGGACCAUUUUUAACAUGUUCUGAGAAGGUCUGAGUAGCUUUGAACAGGGUUCAAGUCAUUGUGGACAAAUAUUUACUCCUAAUGGAUAAAGUUUGAGUCAGGUUGGAUGCUUUUUCAGUAAUUUAGACACAUUUCCAGUCACUGAACACAAGUUUCAAUUCAUUAUCGAAAAAUUUCUAGCCAUUUACAAUUAAAGUAGUUUUGGACAAAUUUCAACUUAUUUUUGAAGUUAUUUUAGACAGAUUUUGAGUCAUUUUGUACCAUUUUUGAAUAGAGUUUUUUGGGACUUGUUCAGGGUUAUUUGGGACUUCUUUUGGGUGAUUUAUGACAAGAUUUAACAAAUUUUGGACAUAUUUUGAGUCAUUUUGUACCAUUUUUUAACAUGCUUUGGUAAGUUUUGAGUAGUUUUGAACAGGUUUCGAGUCAUUUCAAGUUAUUUUGGACAGAUUUUCAGUCAUUAUUGGCAAUUUUUAAGUGAAAUUGAAUCAUUUGAAGAAUCUAAAAUAUAAAAUAUUGUUUGACUUGUUUUUGUUUCCUACAUAAUUCCACGUGUUCAUUUAUAGUUUUGAUGCCUUCAGUGAAAAUCUACAAUGGAAAUAGUCAUGAAAAUAAAGAAAACCAUUUAAUGAGAUGGUGUGUCCAAACGAAAGACUGGUAGUGUAUGUAUAUACACUACCAGUCUUUAGUUUCUAUCUAUCUAUCUAUCUAUCUAUCUAUCUAUCUAUCUAUCUAUCUAUCUAUCUAUCUAUCUAUCUAUCUAUCUAUCUAUCUAUGUUUACUGUGUAUCAUGUAUUUACCCACCAGUAAAGAACUAAACUGAAACUAAUUCAUUAACGUGCAGCUGAUGUUUCCAGAGUGUCCAUCAGUUUGUUCUGUUAAACCGUUCAAACUGAGUUUUAUUUGAAGCUUAAAUAAACCCAGCUGCAGUUUUUUAGCUUACAGCUGCAGAAUCCUGAUUCAGACCCGUUUGGACGGAGCAGGUUCAGAUUCUUGGCACCGCCGGUCGGCCUUUGUGUGUCCAGAGCAGCUCGAUGCGUCUGAACAAUGAGCGACUCUGAAUAUUUGAAGCGUAGUAACGGUAAAUACUGGCUAACCGAGCGGCCACGGUAUUGUCCCUGCAUGUAUAAAGAGUCACUUCCUGCGUCGCAUUUUAAGCUGCACACAUGGAGAAGGUGAGAAUUUAUCACAGCUGCUUUCUUUCAGGAGCCUCAGACAGAGGUUGAAUGACGGUUCUGUUGUUUCAGAUCGUGUUCUACGAGGACCGGGACUUCCAGGGAAAGUCCUACGACUGUAAAGGUGACUCGGCCGACCUGCAGAGCUUCAUCCGCCGCUGCAACUCGGUGAAGGUGGAGGGAGGCUGGUGGGUUCUGUACGAGCGCAACAACUACGGCGGGUACCAGUAUGUGAUUGGGCCGGGGGAGUACAGUGAGUACGGCCGCUGGAUGGGCUUCAACGACUGCGUCCGGUCCUGCAGGAUCAUCAAGAACGCCAAAGGUCCGUUCAAGCUGAGACUCUUCGACCGGCCCAACUUCGACGGACAGUUCCUGGAGGUGACAGACAGCAUGAAGUCGGUCCCUGAGAAGUGGUUCCGCUACGAGGUGCACUCCUGCAAGGUUCUGGAGGGAUCCUGGGUCUUCUACGAACAUCCCAACUUCUGCGGGCGUCAGUACCUUCUGGAGGAGGGCGAGUACCGGACGCCCUCCGACUGGGGAGCGCUGAGGGCCAACGUGGGCUCCAUCAGGAGAAUCAUGCAGCUGUGAAACUGUAAUAAAUAUCUGAACAUCUACA
Amphiprion ocellaris (clown anemonefish) is the source of this 1831-nucleotide messenger RNA. Its product is annotated as gamma-crystallin S-1-like. The record is from RefSeq and is a predicted model, not a curated record. Gene Ontology annotation, molecular function: structural constituent of eye lens. Lineage: Eukaryota; Metazoa; Chordata; Actinopteri; Pomacentridae. Gene Ontology annotation, biological process: visual perception; lens development in camera-type eye. The transcript has 2 exons. The coding region runs from base 1267 to 1803 and encodes 178 amino acids.